AUGUUCAGCUAUUUUUGUUAUCAAUUGUAAUACAUUAAUUUGAUAAUCUAAUUUUAGAAGAAUGAAUAAUCUGCAUUAUUCAUUUUUUCUCUAUUAAUAUUAAAUUUUUUAAUUGAUAAGUUAAUAAUAUUAUUAAUGAUUAUCCAAUAUAAGAUUGUGGCUAUAUACUUAUUCUUUGCUUUUGCAUUACCAAAUCUACUAAUUGAAGAUUUUAAUUCAUUAUAAUUUAGUUCUUUAGGCUGGAAAUGUCUACCAAACAAUUCUGACUGUAUAAUUUACCAUUGCUCCUAUGGUAUGGAUGUAGUUUAAUUGAGUAAAGAAUGUAAUAAGAUUGGAAAAACUAUUUAAAAUAUUCCACCCCAUUAUAGUAUUUAACUCUAUGUUGAUUUGAUUGCUUAUAAAUCUAUUGACUAGGAUGAAUAUGCCUUAAUUAGUGUAGAUAACGAUGAUAUUUACACAUAUUAUAAUUAAUAAGCAGGAUAUUUAUAAUAUGGCAAUUUAUGUUAAUCAAACAUUGACAAAUUUGCAAUGAUUACUUCUAUUACUGAGUUUCUUCAUUCAAGCACUUAAUUAUCAAUAUAAUUUUAUACUAAUUUAGAUGAAUUCUUCGAUAAUGAAGGUUAUCCUUUCAGAAAUUUAUAAAUUUAUUACAAAUAAUGCCAUUAUACAUGUAAAACAUGUACAAAUGAAGCUUAUAAUUCAUGUCUAAGUUGUUUCACAUUAAAUUCAUCACCUAUCCUCUAAUAAUGUUAAACUUGUAAAGAUUAAUAGAAUUUGAGAUUUUUAUUAUAAAUUCAAGGUUGUUUACAAGAAUGUCCAGAGGGUUAUAGUUAUGAUUAAGAACUUGUUUGUUAUAGAAACUUAAGUAAAAUUAUAAUUCUAAAUAGUGUUAUUAAAUCUUUUAAAUCUAAAUUAAAUUUAACCAAUGAUGUCAUAAGAACUUCAUCUAAACUCUAAUUUAAAUCUAGCUCCAAGAUUGCCUUUAAUAUGCAGUGUUACUGAAUAGUAUUUACCAUAUUACCAAGAUGAAAUUUUAUAUACAAUAUUAAAUUUACACAGUUCAGUUGUAAGCAUUAGACUAAGAGCUACAAUAAGCUUAUUUGGUUCAUGGAUGAAUGAUAAAGAUAUCUAGAUUAAAGUAAAUGGAUAAAUAAUAGAUUCUAUAAAUUUUAAUAAUUUAAUAGUUACAACAUAAAAUAGUGUAAUAUUAUAUUAAGAUUUAACUAUGUAAGUAUGUUCAACUUAAAGUAUGUAUUAAAUAAGAGUUGAAAUUAAUCAAAUCAUUAAUUAAUAGGUUUUAAAUCUAUCUUUUAAUGGAUAUAAUUUAGUUGAUCAAUUAUUAUCUUGGUCUAUUUCAGAUUUAGAUAUAGAAUAGUAAGUUUGUUCUCUGAAUUGCAAUUCAUGUUUUAAUAGAUUUAAUUGCAAUAUUUGUGUUUUACCAUUUUUAUUAUAUAAAGGUUAAUGUAUUUAAAGUUGUCCAUAAUUUUCAAGGAUGAUUAAUGCUUAAUGUAUUGAUUUGGAUGAAGAAUUAAUUGAUAUAGAAAAUUCAAAAAUAAAAUAUUUAGUUAAAGAGUUUUAUGAUGUUUAAACAACAUAAGAGAGAAUAAAUGAGUUAUUCUAAUUGGUUGAUAGUAGUAUUCAUAAUUUUGGAAAAGGAAAUAAUAUUUAUUUUUCAUAUGUUCCAGAUAAGAAAGUUUUUGGAGGAGCAUUAAUUUGGAUAGAUGCAAAAUUUAAAUUAGAAUUAGAGAUUCCAAAAUAUUAUUAUUAAGUGAGAAUUAAAUUUUAAGUUAUUUUGGGAGAUGAUUUUAAUCCUGGAAGUUUUGAAUACAAAAUUAAUAAUUAGAAUAAUAUAAUAUUAACAAGAUAAACAUUGAAUCCUAUAUAGGAUACAUAGAUUUGGGGUGAUAAUAUGCCAGAUUAUGUUCUUUAAGUUGAUUAAACAUUACAUAAUGAUGAAAUUAAUAAUAGAUAAUUGAUAAUAUUAUUAAAUUGUAAUAAUCCAACUAAAUAGAUAAAUUAAUCAUUUUGUGCUUUAUAAAAUUUAUUUAUUACAGCUGAAUUUUAUUGUACAAAAGAAUAUAGAUUUGAUAUAUUCAAUUAUUAGAAUGGUUUGAAUCCCUGUGUUCCAAUAUGUGGUGAUAGAUAUGUAGUUGAUUAAGAAUAGUGUGAUGAUGGAAAUCUUGAUCCAUUUGAUGGAUGUUUUAAUUGUCAAUAUUAAUGUUAAGAAUUUUGUUUAAAUUGUGUUUAUGGCAAAUGUUUAUUAAACUAGUAAGGAGAUGAUGAAAUUUAAAUAUUUUAUGAAAAUAUAGAAGUAAUUUAAGAAAUUGUCAUUUAUAAUGAUAAUUUUAGAAUUAAUUAUAAUGAGUGUUAAAUAGAAUGUUUAAUUUGUAAAGAUGGGAAUUGUUAUUAAUGUAUGGAAGGUUUUGUUCUUGAUUUAAUAACUUAGAAUUGUUAUUUAUUAAUUAAAGGUUGUAAUAAUGUACAAUCAUAUACUAAAGAGAUAUAACAUUAUGCUAAAAUGACUAUUUGUGAAAGUGAUAUACUUAGUUAUAAUAAAGAUCCAAAUUAUAUAUGUAUUAAUUGUUUAACUUUUGAAUAUUAGAGUUGUAAUAAUAAAUGUUCAUUUUGUUAUUAAGGUAAGUGUUUAAAAUGUUAAUCAGGAUAUACUCUUUAUGAAAAUCUAGAUUGUCUUUCUAUUUGUGGUGAUGGUCUUGUUAAUAAAGAUAAGUUAAGUAUUGAAAAUAAUGAGGAAUGUGAUAAUCCUGCAAAUGAAGGAUGUCAAAAUUGUAUGAUUUAAUCUGGUUAUAAAUGUAUUUAAGAAGAUUAUUCAUUUUGUUGGACUUGUGAUUAGAAAUGUUUGAAAUGUAUAAAUGAUAAUAAUCUAUUAUUAUGUUAAUAAUGUAUUGAUGGUUAUUAUGCUGUAAAUAGUUUUUGUUAUAUUUGUGAUGAUAAUUGUGUAACAUGUAGAGAUGAUUCAUCUUUAUGUACUUCAUGUUAUAGAGAUGAUUGUUAAAAAUGUGAAGAUAUUCCUGGUUUAUAUACAGAUCAUUAAAUUAAGAAAUGUACACCUAUAUGUGGAGAUGGUAUCAAAAUUUAAUUUUAUGAAUAAUGUGAUGAUGGUAAUAUAAUUGAUGGUGAUGGUUGUGAUUCAAAUUGUAAUUCUGAACUUGCAUAAGAUAAGUAUUCUUUUGGAAUUGAACGUCUAAAUGGAUUAUCUUCCAAUGAUUUAAACAUUAUUUAAGAUUCGAAUAUUCAAUUGAAUUGUUAGAAUAUGACAGUAGCUAUUGAAGGAUUCAAUUAGAAAGAGUUCAUCUAUAAUUCUACUACUAGUGAUAGUGGAUGUUAAAUUAAAUUUUAAUUUUACAAAUCAAUUCGUAAAAUCAAUUUAAUGCAUAUUUAUAUUGAAUUUCAAGAAAUUUAUACAAGAAUACUUAAUGAAUAAUAUUAAUAAUAUAAGGAAAUUUAAGUAAAUCCAGUUGAUUAAAUAGUUUUAGAUGAUAGUCAAUAAUCUUAAGCUGAUGCUAUCUCUGAUGCUUAAUCUAGUUUAUCUAUAUUAAUUUGGAUUCUUGCCCCACUUUCAAUUUUAUUUGGUUUAUUUGAUUAUUUAUGGGCUAUACUAGAAAUUCUUAGUUGGAUUAAUAAUUUCUACUUUUUUAAUGUUAAUUUUCCAUUCAAUGUUUAAGUCUUAUUCUUGAAUAGUGAUUGGUCAUCUAUAAUAAGUUUUCCAACUUAUUAAAAUUUGAAUUAACCAGGUUGUGACUAUUAUUUUGAAUCACCUCCAAGAUUUGCUGAAAAAGGAGUUGAUCCACUAUUUAUUAAUAAUGCUUAAGUUCCAGUCUUCUUUAUUUUUACCUCAAUUUUAUUAUAUUUAGUAAGUCUGUUAUUUAAAUAAUUAUUUAAAAUAAUAGAUAAAGUUUUAUAAAGAAAAAUCCCUAUACAUGGUCAUUCUACUUUUUCAAUUUAAAAAAAACAAGAUAUUCAAUUACAUAAUCAAGAUCCAUUUAAAUAUUAGAUUAAAUAUAAUAAGUAUUCCUCAUUUAUUUUUUAAAAGAUAAAAAUAAUAUCAAAUAGUUUUAAAAGUAGAAUUAAAUAAACAAUAACCUUAUGCUUAUUAGAUUUAACUAUGGCUAUAACACUUUAAUUAAUUUUUGCAAAACAAUUUUAACAUAGUAUGAUAUUAAUCAAUAACAUAUUGGCAUUAUUAUUUUGUCUCUUAUUAAUUUAUUAAUUAAGAUAAUCAUAUUAUGUAAUAGGUAUUCAUAAGAAUCUAGCUGAAUAUCCUCUUUUUAAAUAAAAAUAUGGAUGCUAUUAUGAGAAUAUAAACAUUGAAAAUUCUUUUGGACUUAAAUUUAAUUUCUUUGGACUCAUUCGAAAGAUAACUUAUAUAUUCUGUCUUGUUUAUUUUUACUAUAAUCCACUUAUAUAGACUACACUCUGUUUUAUAUCAUGCUCUUCUGGUGUUUUAUUACUUCUUUAUUCUAAUCCAUUUGAAAGUAAGGGACAUUUUUAUAAACAAUUAAUUUCAGAAUCAGGAUUGAGUCUGAUAACUUUUGUUACUAUUUUGCUUUCUAUUGAUGAUUUAUUAUAAAAGAUGGAAGAAUCAACUAAAAUAUAUUUAGGAUGGAUUAUAAUAUCAUUAGUUUUAAUUUGUGUAUUUUGUGAAAUCAUAACUUUAAUUGUUGAAAUUUUUAAAUUACUUUAUGAAAUAAUAAUUAGUAUGAUUAAAAUUCUACUAGAGAAACAUAAUAUCAUUAAAGAAAUUAGUAACAAAAAUGAAAUCUAACAAUGUAAUUUACCUGAAAUAGUAAAUAUAAAUAGACUAUCCUUCAAGUAGCAUGGUUAACUUCAUCAGUAUAUAAAAUGA
Messenger RNA from Paramecium pentaurelia, 4864 nucleotides. Lineage: Eukaryota; Ciliophora; Oligohymenophorea; Peniculida; Parameciidae. The record is from the annotation of a GenBank genome assembly.